This is a messenger RNA of Anolis sagrei ordinatus, 1610 nucleotides long. RefSeq names its product transmembrane protein 53-A-like. NCBI's taxonomy places the organism in Eukaryota, Metazoa, Chordata, Lepidosauria, Squamata, Anolidae. The record is from RefSeq and is a predicted model, not a curated record. Gene Ontology annotation, molecular function: serine hydrolase activity.
GCAGUGCGAUGUUGUUUGGGAAAGUUCCGGCUUCCAUUUCUCCCCAUUAUUAUGGGAUUAUGGAGGUCGGACCUGUUCAGAAGAGCUUGGACUUUGCCCUGAGCUUUGCUUGCCUGAAAGCGCAUCGCCAGAGGCUUCUGCGCAAAGUUAGCAACUCUCUUGCAGCCAGACCGAAGGGCUUAGGACCGAGAACAGAGGGCAGGGAGAAAUGCACCGUUCUCUCAAUGGCUCUGUGGGGCUGUUGUAAGAGCCUCCCGAUGGGGAGAGUCGGCUGGAGAUGCUGGUGAAGCUGCUCUUGGGUGCAUCCACGCGGCUCCAGCCCAAACCUGGGCUGCUGCCUCUUCUCCCAAGGCGGGUGUCAACGGGGUCUCUGUCCGGAAUGCCCCUUGCAGAGGGCCAGGCUGACCCCAAAGAGGACACAGAGAAGGAAAAGGAGGCGGCGGAGGAGGAGAGGCCAAUCUCGUGUCUGGACCCCUCGCUGGACCUUGGCCCCGGUGUCUCUGUGACGAGGCUCUCGGCCACGGUCCGCCUCUACCGCCCCCCCUCGGACUCCUCCGGCCGCUCUCCGGCCCCGCUGGUGCUGCUGCUGCCCUGGUUUGGGGCCCCCCCACGAGCGGUGGCCAAGUACCUGUCCCUCUACCUGUCGGGGCGCCGCUGGCCGGUGCUGGUGGCCGAGAGCCGCGUGGGGCACUUCCUGUGGCCGCGGUGGGGGCUGGACUAUGCCGGGCGGCUGCUGGGGCUCCUGCGGGAAGGGGGGCCUCUGGGGGAACACCCCCUCCUCGUCCACGCCUUUUCCAUCGGGGGGUACGUCUUCGCACAGAUGAUGGUGCGCCUCCAAGACGCACCCCAGGACCACCAAGCGGUCAAGCAGCGCAUCCGCGGACUGGUCUAUGACAGCCUGGUGGCCGGCGACCUGGAGGACAUGGCCAGGGGAGUGUCCCAGAUGACCACUGCCUCUCCGACCCUCCAGCCGCUGCUCCGGCGCGGGACGCUGCUCUACUUCCGCCUGUUCAGCCGCUGCACGGUCUCCUACUUCCAGGCGGCGCUGGAGGUCUUCCACCGCCCGCCCCUCCACUGCCCGGCGCUCGUCUUCUUCUGCCACAACGACCCCCUGAGUGACCCCCGGGUCAUGGGCCAGCUGCUGGACUCCUGGCGGGCGGCCGGCAUCGCGGUCCGAGUGCAGGAGUGGCUCGUCUCCCGCCACGCCGGCCACCUGCGCCUUUACCCGCAGGACUACAGCCGGGCCCUGGACGCCUUCCUCCGGGACCUUGACCUGGGGCCGCCGGCGGUCCGAGCAAAGCUGUAGUAGCCAAUGGCCGGAAAGAAGGAAAGGAAGGAAGGGAGGAAGGGCGCCUAUAUUUGACAUUAAAGGAACUCACUGCAUUGGACUCUCAAACAAACAUUUCUAAACAGAGGCUGGAUGGUCAUCUGUCGGGAGGGAUUGCAUUGUGCUUUUCCUUCACAAAGGCAAAAGGGGGUUGGACUAAAUGGCCUCUAAUGGGCUCUUCCAUCUCUUCGAUUCUGUGAAAGGUUGGCUUAUUUCCAUCCCAAUUUAUUUCCAUCCUAAUGACCCAUGGUGAGAACAUGGCCAUACAGCCCAAAAUAUCCAU